AUGGAUACAGUGCACGAAGAAAAUGACGACAGCGAUGAAUCAUCAUAUUCCGACUUGGGAAGACUUCGCGAACGCACAAGAGCUAUGCUUGGUUCUGCUGCAGAACCACUCGUGCAGAAUUCACAUUCUCAACCGAACAGCAGACGUGUGUCUAAUGAUAUAGACGCAAAAUUGGCAGCCAACCUAAACACCAGGCGUCCAUCGGCUAUAAUUGCUGCAUUCAGUCGUCCAUCUCAAGCUUUGGCCCUGUGUGCAGCAACACAACGCCGAUUUUUAUCGGAACUUGGGUCACAUUCACUUACUUCUGUUGCAUCUACAAACCACGAAUCACCGCGUUCUGCCGCUGAGAUUUUAGGGCAUGAAGCUCUGAGUAAAGCGCUUUCAGCGCUGUACGCCAAACUGUUAGUAGUGCUUGGAAUUGCGUUCCCUGUUACAGAAGUUAUUGCACAUGGGGUACCAGAUGGAUACUAUCAGGGAUUCUACUUAUAUCUGUACUUAGUAUCAUUGCUGUUUGUGAUCUUUCAUUAUGUUAAUUUGAUGCGCCAGAAAGCUGUAAAUUUGAUCAUUAACGGUGUUACAAAUACAAACAAAGAAGAUAGGACUGGUAAAACUACACCUUGUGAAAGAAAUAAAGAAAAGGAAAAGGAAUCGAUAUCCCGAUAUGGUAGUUUCUAUCUGAGAUUAGGAGCUAUCGCUUUUGGUAUUGGUUCGAUGGUGUACAGUGGAUUAGAAUUUGGAGAAUACUUCGAAAUGACAGAUCGUUGUCGAUCCAUUCUAUCAGCUCUAACGCCUGCAUUACGAACGGCAUUAACACUGGCUCAAAUGCAGUUCAUUUUCCUAACAAACAAAGACAUCGAAGCGGGCAGCUAUAAAAUGGUACAGAGAUUUGGAUUUAUGCAUAUGAUUGCGACUAAUCUUUGCGAGUGGCUGUACGUUCUUGUAGAGGAAACAAAGCACGAAAUACAUCACUUGGAACAUACAAUGCUAUCGAAAACUAAUGGAUCUCAUAAUGAAGCGUCAGGGUUGCCAUGUCGCAGGGAAAACAUUAUGGGUACUUUAUUACGUAAUGCAUCUCCGUUUCUUUUUCCAUGUACGAUAGAAUAUUCUCUAAUAUGUGCAGUUAUUUUAUAUGAGAUGUGGAAAGAGGUAAAGUGUACACCUCGAGACUUUGAAAGAAAGUUCAACGUUAGCAAAAACAAAUCAAGGAAUAAUUCAGUUACUCCAGAAAAAAUCUUACAGCAGUUCGCCGGUAUGUUAGGAGUAACCUCACCUCACGGAAGUCACAAUGCGCUUCAUCAUUUCUCCGUGGACUGUUCUCAUGCUCAUCGUGGUCUUUUUGCUGGAAUUCUCUUGAUUGUUUUCACAAUAAUAUCCUUAAUCAUGUUCUUCGUACUAGCAAAUAAUUCAAAAACAAUUAAUGAUGCUAUAUUCGAAGUGAAUAUUUGUGAAUUGAUCCUUUAUACGUUGACUAUUCUUGCAUCUACAGCAGCUUUGAAACAAAUGAGAGCGUUACCAUACAAACGAAAAUCCCAAGCUGUUUUGGGGCUUGAUACUUCUCUGUUGAUCCUGGCACAGACAGGAAUGUUUGUUUACUGCAUGUUCAGUUUGAUUGGAAGUCAUCACACCAUGUAUAGCAACCAUAGUACUGGAAUCACUGGAUUCUUCUCCGAAUUUUUAUCGUUAAAUCAGACGAUAUUGCAAUCAUUGUUCAUAAUCGACGCGUGGUGGCGACGCUGUUCCACAUCAAAACAACGUAGAGUAAAACCAGGUCGUCAGCUGGUAACAUUCCUACUUGUCGCUAACAUGGCCAUGUGGGCGAUAAACACUCUUGAAAAGAAUCGCGCAGAAUUCCGACCUGCUCAUUUGGCUUUCUACGGUCCUUGGGCAUGGACAAUCAUAACGCACGUAUCAAUGCCGUUGGCUAUCUUCUACAGAUUUCACUCAACUAUAUGCCUCUUUGAAAUUUGGAAAAACAGCUUUAAAAAUAAUCCAAUUUACCUAAACGUUUGA
Parnassius apollo (apollo) is the source of this 2010-nucleotide messenger RNA. The record is from the annotation of a GenBank genome assembly. NCBI's taxonomy places the organism in Eukaryota, Metazoa, Arthropoda, Insecta, Lepidoptera, Papilionidae.